GAAAAGACAACACAACUCCUUUUGCUAGCGGGUGUGCGAGUCCUCUAGCGUGACAUACACUUGAUUAUACAUUUAACGAUAAUUUUAAAUUAAAAAAAUGUAUACUGGGCCAGAGGAUUCAUUAGAAAGUGAGGUGCAGGAAAACACAGAGGGGGAUGUGGACCCUCUUAAACCUGAAUCAGAACCCCCAAGACGAAGUGAGGAUCUUGAAGGUGAUGUUGUAGGCAUCAAAAAUGAUUCCAUGCGCCUCCUGCAAGAGUUGGAGGAGGAGAACGACCGACUGAGCCGGCGCAACAUGGAGCUCCAGGCACAGAUGGUCUUCCAUUUGAGGGGUACGACGCCCCAUGAACAAGACCCUGAGCCGGACAUGAAGGAGUACCAAGAGUGCCUGGAGCACCUGGUGGAGCUGAGGCGGCAGAGGGCUUCCCAGAUGGAGAAAGCUCAGCGGCAAGAAGAGGAGUUGAGGCUAAACAACCAAGAGAUGCUCAAUCGGGUGGAGGAUGAAUGGCAAUCCCUGUUGACUUGGAAGAAGAAGGUGGCCGUCUCGCUGCUAAGAGGCCAUUUGUCUCCAGAAGCGGCCCGGGCCAAGGUGGACGCCGCGCUGGGGUCUGAGCAGCGACAUCGCCAAGAGCUGAGGAAGCUGCGUCUGGUACACGCUGGGAUGGAGAGCAGGGUGGUCCGUUUGGAGGCGGAGCUGGGCGAGGAGGAGCAGGAGGAGGGGCGGGACCUCCUGCUACGGCAGUUGAAGCAGCUGAUGGCCCAAAAGACGCUGGAGAGGAAAGCGAACGAGCGGAGGAGUCAAGAGGCCUCCAAGAUCCGGAAGAAUAUAAAGCGCACAUUGGAGUUGCUGUCAAACAUGAAGGAGAAGCUAUACUGGAGUCACAUGGAGGCGCAGGCCAAGCGGGAGCAGCUCGCCCGGCUGGAGGCCACGCUGACCUCCAGGAGGGACCUGCUGACCCGGACCAAGCGGGCUGGCGGCAGCCUGCGGAGGGACAACGCGGAGCUGAAGCAGACGCGGGGACUACUGGGGAACACGCUCCUCUUGUGGGACUUUGGGGUCACCGUGGGGGCUGCCCAACGACUGCAGGACAAACUGGAGAAGCUCAAAGGUCGACGUGAAGAAAUUGCGUCAUUGUAGUCGAUUCCGUUUUAAGCAGUGGUUCAUUUACGGUGGUGCUUUGAGAUGCAAGUUAGAUUCAUUCCGUGACUACCCGUGCAAUUUAUGUUUCAAUGAUAUGCUUAACAGUUAGCAUCUGAGUGAUGCAAUGGUUGUUAAGCGCUGAGAGAAGGAGAUAGCAAAGCUGAUUUAAAAAAAAUAUACACUUUGUGUCUUUUGUUUUAUGUUUAUUUUGACACAAAAUUUAAACUGGACAUUAGACAGCUUGAAGCCUUUUUUUCCAUGAAGAAUGACAUGAUAAAAACAGAAACAUUGCAAUUUAAGUACAUCAUACCCACCAGAGAUGCAGAUUAUUAAAUUGAUUAAUAUGUGCAGUUUACUAUAGAUGUGUUUUGUUCACUAAACUUAGUUGCAGGUUUUGCUCAUACCGAAAGUAGAAUUUUUUUCAUUCAAGUCACCAUUUAUAUAAUUUCAUUCAUAUUAGAAAUAUUGCGAAACAAUUAUCUAUACAUUUUUUUUGAUUAGUAGCCGCACUUACAAACCAGAUACGCCCCCCGCCC
Messenger RNA from Hippocampus comes (tiger tail seahorse), 1677 nucleotides. It is a transcript of the gene cfap184, whose product is annotated as cilia and flagella associated protein 184. Bases 98 to 1138 code for a protein of 346 amino acids. Gene Ontology annotation, biological process: cilium assembly. The transcript has 3 exons. The record is from RefSeq and is a predicted model, not a curated record. Lineage: Eukaryota; Metazoa; Chordata; Actinopteri; Syngnathiformes; Syngnathidae. Gene Ontology annotation, cellular component: axoneme; ciliary basal body.